Messenger RNA from Bemisia tabaci, 7151 nucleotides. The record is from RefSeq and is a predicted model, not a curated record. NCBI's taxonomy places the organism in Eukaryota, Metazoa, Arthropoda, Insecta, Hemiptera, Aleyrodidae.
GGGAGCGACGCCGGUGCCUCCUUCAACCGCCGGUGGCGCCACCUCGCGGUGACACUCGCAGUGAAAGUGUUCCCCGGGGAAAACGCCAUGAGCCAUCCAGCCCGGGAGCACCCAACCUCCACCGCCUAGGAUCGCGACGGGACCUCCAUUGCUCAGCCAUCCGGCCCGAGGGACCAAAAAUCGGUCAUCCGGUUAGAGGAACUAACACUCAGCUAUUCGGUUCAAGGAACCAACAUUCAGCCAUCCAGCUCAAGGAACAAACACUCAGCUAUUCGGUUCAAGGAACCAACACUUAGCCAUUCUAUUCUCGGGGCCAACAUUAAGUCAUCCGGUUCGAGGGACCAAAGACUUCCUCGAAAAGCGUCAUCGAAUCGGGAUCGUUCAUUCGCCAUUAUAUCUAAGUGUCUCUAGAGGAGAGUGUCCUGGUUAAACAGAAGAAUCAAUCCAAUCGGCUGGUUGAUCAGACGAUAAUUUCCAUCCGGCUAGAUGCGAGCAAAAGUUAGGAAAAAGCAAGCUACGAACACUCAUUUACAGCUGUGUCGUGCGGUUUAGUUAAUCGAAUCACUUGAAUGUUACCAAAUAACUAGGCGGAGAUACUGCCGACUUAAAUUUUAGAAUUAAAACGAUUUUAGAGAUAAAUUCCGCGAGUCUGUGAUACAAAACGACGUGGAUAGGUUCCAUCGUCGCACAGCUUUUAAGUCACCGAGUACCUGAUUACGUUGCGUUAGUUUGCGUGACGGUAGUUUACGUUAGUUUUAAGUUCGGACGAUAACGUAUGCGCGCGGAAAGAAGCACGAGGGCAGAAGAGAGGUAAAGCAGCACUUGGUCUAACAAAAUAAAUAAUGUUAAAUACGAGCAGAGCCUUGUUUACGAUCAGGGAAUCAAAAGAAAAUGAUAUUUGCUUUGAUCGCAUUGAGCUCAGCGGUAAAGGCCGGCGUGACUUUGGUUGGCGCGAGCGUGUGGUUGGUGCCGUUGCUGAUAGCAGCCAUCGCUUACUAUAGAUACGACAUGUUUGACCCGGAGAGCAGGAUCAAAAAUCAGGUGCAGCUAAACCGGGAGUACGACUUCAUCGUGAUCGGGGGCGGCUCUGCGGGGGCGGUGGUGGCGAGCCGCUUGUCCGAAGUCCCCCAUUGGACCGUUCUCCUCCUGGAAGCUGGACCUGACGAAACAGAGAUCUCAGAUGUACCCUCUCUCGCCGCCUACCUCCAACUCUCCAAACUCGACUGGGGAUACAAGACCGAACCUACAGGUCGAGGCUGCUUAGGCAUGAAGUCCGGUCGAUGCAACUGGCCCCGAGGGAAGGUGCUCGGGGGCUCCAGUGUGCUCAACUACAUGCUCUACGUCAGAGGCAAUCGCCAGGACUACGACAACUGGGAAGCUCUAGGGAACCCGGGCUGGAGCUACAAGGACGUGAUACACUACUUCCUGAAGAGCGAGGACAACCGGAACCCGUACCUGACGCGGACGCCUUACCACCGCUCCGGCGGGUACCUGACGAUCCAGGAGGCGCCCUGGAGGACCCCGCUCGUCGUCGCCUUCGUCGCGGCCGGCGAGGAGAUCGGCUACAAGAACAGGGACAUCAACGGCGCCGAGCAGGCUGGGUUCAUGGUUGCUCAGGGGACGAUUCGGCGGGGAAGUCGAUGCAGCACGGCGAAGGCUUUCUUGCGCCCGGCGCGGCACCGACGCAACCUGCACGUCGCCAUGGGUGCCCACGUCACGCGGAUCCUCAUCCACCCGCACACCAAGCGCGCUUACGGGGUCCAGUUCGUCAGGGACGGCAUCCACCAGGCCGCCCUUGCCCGACGAGAGGUGGUUUUAUCUGCCGGUGCCAUAAACAGUCCGCAGAUCCUGAUGCUGUCCGGAAUCGGUCCUAGCGAACACCUGCACAAGCACGGGAUCCCUGUCGUGGCGGACCUCCGGGUCGGGGACAACCUCCAGGACCACGUGGGGCUCGCCGGGGGCCUCACCUUCACCGUCGACAAACCCGUGUCCAUAGUACAAAAUAGACUCCAGGCGGUCCCGGUGACGAUGAGCUACGUGGUGAAGGAGCGGGGUCCGAUGACGACACUGGGGGGCGUCGAGGGGCUGGGGUUCGUCAACACCAAGUUCGCCAACGAGUCGGGGUUGUACCCGGACAUCCAGUUCCACAUGGCCCCCGCCUCCAUCAACAGUGACCAGGGCUCCCAGGUCCGCAAGAUCCUCGGCAUCACCGACCGCGUCUACGAUCUAGUCUACAAACCUAUAGGCAGUAAGGACUCCUGGACUAUCAUACCCUUGCUCCUCAGGCCCAAAUCCUCAGGUUGGGUGCGAUUAAGGUCUUCAAACCCUUUUGAGUACCCGUAUAUUGAUGCGAAUUACUUUGCGCAUCCUCAAGACAUUGCCACACUAGUGGAGGGAGUCAAAAUAGCUUUGCAGGUGAACGCGGCGUCGCCCCUGCGGCAGUUCAACUCCCGGCUCCACCGGAUCCCGAUCCCUGGGUGCCAUCGUCUAGCCUUCGGCUCGGACGCCUACUGGGAGUGCGCCAUCCGGCACCUGACGAUGACCAUCUACCACCCGGUGGGCACCUGCAAGAUGGGUCCCUCCUCGGACCCGACGGCCGUCGUCGACCCGCGGCUCCGCGUCUACGGGGUGAGCCACCUCCGCGUCAUCGACGCCUCCAUCAUGCCCAACAUCGUCUCCGGCAACACCAACGCGCCCACCAUCAUGAUCGGCGAGAAGGGCGCCGACCUCAUCAAGGAGGACUGGUUCAGUGGCGCCUUCGCUCCCACUGUCUUCCAGAUGGUCCCCGCGGGCAAACUGUUUCUGGAGGUGGCCUUCGGGAUCCUGACACUAUGCUCCUUCGAGAACGGGUUCUCGAUGGGCCAGUACGGGCCGAACGAGUCGCAAGAACAGCUGCGGCUGUUCGAGGGUCUCGGGGCCGUGUUUUUGGACGGCGAGAGGUUCUACCGCUCCGAGCCCCCAGAGACGAGGAGGAUUUUAUCCGCCUACGAUUUCAUCAUCAUCGGGGCUGGAUCCGCAGGUUGCGUCAUGGCUAGCCGACUUUCCGAGAUACCCGAUUGGAAGGUCCUGUUGAUCGAGGCUGGACGAAACGAGAACUACUUGUUCGACAUUCCGCUGGCGACAUCGUUUCUCCAGUUGACAGACGCCAUCAACUGGAAUUACACGCCGGAGCCGCAGGCCAACGGGUGCUUGGGUAUGAAGGGUGGCAGAUGCGCCUGGCCCCGAGGGAAAGUAAUGGGCGGUAGCAGCGUGCUGCACUCGAUGAUCCACACCCGGGGCGACCGGCGGGACUACGACGCCUGGGCCAACGCUGGGAACCCAGGCUGGACCUACCAGGAGCUCCUGCCCUACUUCAAGAAGUCCGAGGACAUGCAGAUCCCGGAGCUCCAGCGCGACACCAAGUACCACUCCGUCGGCGGCUACUUCACCAUCACCUACCCCGUCUACCACACAAAACUCGCCGAGGCCUUCGUCCGCGGCGGCAAGCAGGCUGGCUUCAACAUCUCAGACUACAAUGCAGAGAGCAUCUCUGGGUUCUCCUACAUCCAGGCUACCAUCAGAAACGGUACACGACUGAGCGCCUCUCGGGCCUUCCUGCACCCGGUGCGGAACCGGCCGAACCUGCACGUGCUGAAGAACACGCUGGUGACAAAGAUCAUCAUCGACGAGGAGACGAAGAAGGUGCGCGGCGUGGAGUUCGUGCGCAAUUCGCAGCGCUUCCGCGUCAAAGCCACCCGCGAGGUCAUCCUCUCGGCCGGCGCCGUCAACUCCCCGCAGCUCCUCAUGCUCUCCGGGGUAGGGCCCCAGGACCACCUCAAGGAGCUCGGCAUCCCCCUGCUCAAGGACCUCCCGGUCGGGUACAACCUUCAGGACCACAUUGCUCUUGGUGGCUUGACUUUCCUGGUGAACAGUACCGUCUCGAUCAAGAUGGAGAGGAUACUGCGAAGCGCCAAGGCACUGAAUGACUAUGCCUUAUACAAACGCGGACCAUUGGCCGUUCCCAGUGGAUCCGAAGCCAUUGCCUUCAUAGACACCAAAAGACCUUUUGACCCCGACGGCUACCCUGACAUUGAGUUCCUCUUCAUCGGAGGAAGCUACCCCUCAAACCCCCUUCACAGGUACAUAUUCCGGAUCGAAGACACGCUGUACAACAAGGUGUUCCUGCCGAUCCAGAACCAGGACGCGUUCAUGGUGUUCCCGAUGCUGAUGCGGCCCAAGAGCACCGGGCGGGUCAUGCUCCGCUCGGCGAACCCGAUGGCCAAGCCGCUGCUCUUCGCCAACUACCUCACCGUCCAGGAGGACGUGGACACCCUCGUGCGCGGCGUCCGGUGGAUGCAGAGGGUCGCCGAGACCCCGGCCAUGCAGAAGUACGGAGCCAAGAUCCACUCCAUCCCCAUCCCCCAGUGCGAGCACUUCGGCUUCGACACCGACAACUAUUGGGGAUGUCAGGCGAAGCACUUGACACAGACGAUCUACCACUUGUCGGGGACGUGUAAGAUGGGCCCCGAGUCGGACCCCCGCUCCGUCGUGGACGCCCGACUCAAGGUGCACGGAAUCAAGGGGCUGCGCGUCAUCGACGCCUCCAUCAUGCCUGACGUCGUCACGGGACACACCAACACGCCCACCAUCAUGAUCGCCGAGAAGGCCUCCGAUCUCAUCAAACAGGACUGGAUGAGGCUCCAGUGACCCCACCACUACAGCCGAUAAAAGAUGCUGCUGACUGAAGAAAUCAACAUGAGAUCCGAUUGCGAAAAUCCGAACAGCAAAAAAUGCGUACAGGUGGGCGGCCCUUGGCGAUGGAAGGGAUAAUUAAAUCAAAAUUACUAGUCGAAGCGCACAAGAACAAUCAGGACUCUAGUCGUCAUUCAUUUGAAGAGAGCGGGACAAUUUUUGCAUUUUGCGAAAUUACUCUUCAUGUCAUCAAAUAUAUAGAACAUUGAAAUGAAGAGCCUCCAUGAACAGUCGCCACGCUAUUAAUAUUUUCGGGUGAAAUUUUUAACACGAACAUAAGGCAAGAACAAUUUUCGCAAAAUCCUAAAAAAUCCCAGAACUGAGAUGGCGUUUAGUUUUUGAUUAUAUGGGAACAGGUGACUGUAAUCAUGCUCACAAUUGGACGGAUUUCUACCAAACGGAGCUAUGUGCAUUAAGACAUGAUCCCUAAGACCCAUAAGAAUACAUGCAUAACGGGGCUCACGUCAUAAUGCAAAUAGUUCCGUUUGACAGAAAUACGUCCAAUUAUUUCAUCGAUAACGACACGCAACAAAAAUGAUCAUAAAGGCAAAGAAGAGUUCCUUACCUCCCAAGACCCGAAACCCAUUGCUGUUGGUCUAUUUUCCACUUGAUCUAAAGACAGAGGCAAUAGACUAGUCAGUUAAAUAAAAUAUUUCAGAGUUCCUUCGAGCGCGAAAUAUUUUUCAGGAGGAAAGCACACACAUUUAUUAUUGUGGUAGUAAUUUUGAUCAGUUUUUUGACUACACCUUUAGGAAUCUUUAAUGAAAUUGAAAAAUAUUCCUGACAUGCGACAAGUUCUCCGGUUUUCUUCUUGGAAACAGUGGCGUAGCGUUUUUUGCGAUACAUCGAUUGAUCUACCAUUUAAACACAUGAUAAAAGAUCGAUAAACUGGGUGUUCGCAAUGAGCACCUCAAUAAUCGAUUCUUUACCACAGCUUCAAAUGGGGAAAAAUCGAUGAUCGAUCCUGUACGACUCGCCACUGCUCGGAAAUGUUUUGCGUGAGAAGUAACACUGUAACUAUGAUAAGAUUCUCUUUCCUGACGUGGCAGAACAAUUUGGAGUAAAUAUCACCUUAAUAUUUGGGGCAAAAAUCACCCCGCAUUUGAACACUCAUGCCACAAUCCCAAUCAUGUUGAGAUGGGGUCCAAACAUCCUCCCUGAAAACUCCUACGAAUUUAUCGACGUUAAAUGCGUCAAUUUUGGUCGCUGAAGUCAAUUAUUUAGUCAUUAGUCAUUAUAUAGUACUCUGUUAUGUGCCGAUAGUUGUACGAACCCUGAAUUCAGGCGCUUGACCCCAGAAAGGCACCUUAAGCACGCAUCAACAUAAGAAAUGUACAGUUGGUUUUUUAGAUCCUCAAGAGGCCUGUGAAAAAGGUCUGGGUUUGCCCUACCCCUUGGAUUGAUUUUUACUGAUUGGUUGCAUCUUUUCUGCAGUGGCGAGCUUUGCGAUAUAUCGAUUGAUCUGCCAUUUAAACCAAUGGAAAAGGAUCGAUCAACAAGGUCUUCGCGACGAACUCCUUAAUAAUCGAUUCUUUACUAUAGCUUCAAAUGGGGAGAUAUCGAUAGUCUAUCAUUCAGGCCUCGCCACUGCUUUUCUGCAAACGAUUGUGAUGGGUAGUAACAGUGCCUUAAACCUUAUUUACCGGCUGAAUGAGGGGUCACUGUAGAAAAAAACCAAAGUCAAAUAGAUUGUAAUCUAGUCAUUUAAUUGUAAACUGUAGUGAAGAAUUUGUUUUUGUACACGUUUGUUCGGAUCUUAUUACAAUAAAUAAUACUUGAGGGCAAUUCCUAUGAAAUUUGUUUCAAAAUUUGGGCAACCAUUUUUGAGUUUCGACUAGCGUCACCUACGAGUGCGCUUUAAACGCGUGAUGUCUUUGAUGGAAUUGCAUUGAGUUUGUGAAUAGCAAAAAUCGGUGGCAUUCAUCAAGUAUUGAUCCACAAAAAAAUUGACGAAAAAAUCCUCAAAUUUAAAAAGUUCACGGUAAAUUAAUACACAUUUUUGAAACUAAGUGAGUUUUCGAUUGAUCGAGUCCAAUUAUCACGACAUCUGGAGAGGUGUCUCAACUAAAAACAAAAUGAUUCAGAAUUCAACGAGUAGAAGUUUUCUAGAAAGCUGAAAAUGUUUCUUCAUUUUUAUAAAAUUCACUUCUAAUUAUGUUUUUCUCAGUCAAAAAACUACGACUUUCGAACAAACAAUAUAAAAUGAUGGACUAAUUAUACAAAACAUUUUACUGCUUUCUAAUCGAAAAUCCAAAAGUUUUGAUUCAAAAGAACUAAGAGACUUGUUUGCUCUAGGUUAAACCCUCACCAGACCUCAUGGAUCCUCGAAUUCCCCGAAGUAGGAAAGAUAAGAAUAUCUCGUUGUAGCUCUUAAGUAUUAUGUAAAAUGUAAAUAAAUAAAAAAAUUAAAAACUGUGAAA